Molecule: messenger RNA, 896 nt
Organism: Olea europaea var. sylvestris
Lineage: Eukaryota; Viridiplantae; Streptophyta; Magnoliopsida; Lamiales; Oleaceae
Product: 40S ribosomal protein S10-1-like
Exons: 5
Coding region: 153-686 (177 amino acids)
Cellular component (GO): cytosolic small ribosomal subunit
Molecular function (GO): structural constituent of ribosome; RNA binding
Source: RefSeq, a predicted model, not a curated record
AUGUCAGCCCAAUGUGUCCCUACGAAGCAGAUAUUAUAAAACCCGCCUCUUAUUAGGGUUUGUACGAUUUCCCAACUGCUGCUGCAUCAUCAGCCAGAGCCCUAAUCGUCUUCCCAAUUCUACCCCGCUGAACGAUCGAUCAUUCUGCAGCGAUGAUUAUCCCAGAGAAGAACAGGAGAGAGAUCUCGAAAUACCUCUUCCAAGAGGGUGUAUGCUAUGCGAAGAAGGAUUUCAACCUGGCCAAGCAUCCGGAAAUCGAUGUACCUAACUUGCAGGUGAUUAAGCUGAUGCAGAGCUUUAAGUCCAAGGAAUACGUGCGGGAGACCUUUGCCUGGAUGCAUUACUACUGGUAUUUGACCAAUGACGGCAUCGAGUUCCUCCGGACCUACCUCAACCUUCCUUCUGAGAUCGUCCCAGCUACUCUCAAGAAGUCUGCUAAGCCCCUAGGUCGACCCAUGGGAGGCCCACCAGGCGACCGCCCACGUGGACCACCAAGAUUCGAGGGUGACAGGCCAAGGUUUGGAGAUAGGGAUGGGUACAGGGGUGGCCCAAGAGGACCACCUGGUGAAUUUGGCGGCGAGAAGGGUGGAGCUCCGGCUGACUACCAGCCUGCUUUCAGGGGUUCUGGUGGAAGACCUGGCUUUGGGCGUGGAUCUGGCAGCUUUGGUGGAGCACCCCCAAGUUAGAACUUGUCCUAGACAUUCAUUUGCCAAGUUUCCAUAUAUUUUGCAUAUUAGCUUUUAGAUGUUGGAACUUGUGUGGAAGUCCUGAGGCUUGUAGUAUGAUGUCUUCUACAAAUUUGUUACUUCGAAUCUUAGUACUGGUUUCUCAAAUUGUUAUUACCAGAGCAAGAAUUAUAGUUUUGCAAUCUAUUUCUUUUAUUUUUAUUGCUGAUU